AUGGCGAGGGAGUGGCGCGACCAGAGCUCCAUCCCCAGCAACAAAACCAUCAGCGCCUUCGAAGAAGACCGCCAGAUUCGCGUCUUGUUCCACACCUUUAAUAGGAAAACGUUGAGGUCCCUACUCUUGGGGACGCUGCCCCACGACUUAUACGACAAGGACUCGCCCAACUGGGAGAACGUUUACGACCAGAGCGGACCCGGAACCUACGUAGUGGGCGUCUCGAUCGAGGGUCGCCACGGAGCCUUCUUGAGUCGCAACGAGAUCGAGAAGCUCGUCGGUCGCCUGCAAGACUACAGAGACGGCUGGGAGGCUUGGCAAGAAAUAGAAAGAGAGGACUCGUUUAGCCAAGACGACCUGUCCCGCGCACAGAAGUCGGCCAUACAAAAAGCUCUCACCAUCGACAACGUGAUGCUUUCCGACGACGACAAGUGGCAACUAACAGACGAAUUUACGCAACCCAGGUGCGCGGGGGGAAAUAUUAGCAACUUGGACGAGCUCAUAGCCAUGCUCGGCAGACGCGUGGACGCGCGGUUUGACGGAGAAGUCCAUCAAAUCUCGUGUCCCGCUUACGUCGGGUACGACCAUCGAGUUCCUUCGAAGAUGCAGCAGCACAAUCCCGACUAUAGCAGCAUGGCGCAGUCAUCCAACACGCUGAAGCUGCUAAUAUCGUGUAUACGCUACAUGGGGCUCAAUCCGAUCGUGCACACCGUCCCCAUGGUCAUGGUGUGGGAGGAGUCCGACGUCCCGCUGGCCGAGAUCCUGGUGACGGUGCUUGCGCAGUCGCUAGUCACCAUCAACGGCCUCAACGUCGCCCAGCCAGGGACGUCUCCGUCGUCGGGAGACGACAACAGGGACGUAUACUUUGAAAACAAGAGGCACGUCUGGCUAGAACGCCCGUGGCUCAUGGCUAACGUCGAGGAGACCCUAGCCGUCCGAUCGAAUAGGGACCUUUACGUCAACACCGUCAAAAAGAUCAGAGAAGACUUCAUGUCGGCGGAAGAGCUCAGGGAAAACGUGCGCGAGAUCAAAGAGGGGAGGAAGAGACUCGACAAGGCUUACGCCGAAAUAAGAGAGCUCAUCCGCAUGCGCCUGCCGCAACAACAGGCGGCGAGACGAAGAGUCGACGAGAUAGAGAGGUCGUUAGAGAUCACGAGGGGCCUGUUUCCCAACUUGAAAUACUCAAGGGACAGGGACACCGUGAACAAUUCUGACGAAGACGCUGCCGACUUGCUUGACACGUAA
This is a messenger RNA of Daldinia childiae, 1245 nucleotides long. RefSeq lists its product as uncharacterized. The coding region runs from base 1 to 1245 and encodes 414 amino acids. The transcript has a single exon. The record is from RefSeq and is a predicted model, not a curated record. NCBI's taxonomy places the organism in Eukaryota, Fungi, Ascomycota, Sordariomycetes, Xylariales, Hypoxylaceae.